UAUACGUCACCAAAAUGCUAUCUUCCUUUGCCGGCUCCAAAAUGAGAGAAAAUUCUUGUCUAUUGGGUACGAAGGUUUCCCCUACAGCGUUAAUCCUGCUGACUUUGAGCUGCAUUGUUCAGCUACUUUCGGCAGUUGAUGGUUCCCUAAAGCAACCACUGAUGUUGUCACCUUUAAUCAGCACACGUCAAAUCAAGCAAGCGCAUGAGCUAAGUCUUGUAAAAGAUGAGAAAUCUGUCAUACCGAACAGCCACGCUGGGUUCAUUACUGUGGACAAGAAACUCGGAAACCAUUUGUUUUUCUGGUUCUUUCCUUCAAUGUCCGGGGCUGAAUCCCCGCUUGUGGUUUGGCUAAAUGGGGGCCCGGGAAGUCCCUCAACAAUGGGUAUAUUUUUUGAGAAUGGACCAAUUCGUCUUACGAGUAACUGGUACGAGCGUAGCAACAUUUCGUGGACACAGACAAUGUCAAUGUUGUACAUAGACAACCCCGUCGGCGUCGGCUUCAGCUAUUCAGACAGUGGGAGCGCCGGAUAUAGGAUCGACCAAGAUGGCUAUUCUAAAGAUCUUUAUGAGUUUAUCGAACAAUUUUACAUUCUAUUUCCUGAAUACCAGAAACGAGAGUUAUACAUUGGCGGGGAGUCUUAUGCCGGAAAGUAUGUGCCUGCAUUCGCUCAUUAUUUGCAUUUAGAAAUCAAAGCUGGAAGAUCAAACCAGACUUUAACAGGUAUUUAUCUUGGAGGUCCAUUCUUUGACCCGUAUGAGCAAGGUCUUGCGAUCUCUGACUAUCUACUUUCUGUUGGCUAUAUCUCAAGAAUGGAAGCAAAUCAUCAUAAGAAUGACAUUAAAGAGAUUUUCGAUGAAUUUCAGCACAAAACACUAAAUAACAGCGAAUUGGGCAAAAUGGUAGGCAAGUAUUUUUUUUUAAAUGCCAAUGGAUUUAGUACAGACAACUAUUAUUCUGGUGAAGAGCCAAAAUACGAAAACCUGAAUACAGUCGUGAAUUCAACUUAUUUGAGAAAUCUGGUUCACGUUGGAAAUGUGACUUUCAACGAUUGGAAUACAGAGAUUAGAUACAAAAUGCUGAGAGAUACAUUAACCAGCACAAAACCCAAACUAGCCGAACUUGUUGAAAAAUACAAAGUUUUAAUCUACGGAGGUGAUCUUGACGCUCUUAUGAGUCCUGCUAUGAUUGACGCGGCCCUGCUGUCCAUGAAGUGGUCCAAAAAAGAAGAGUACAACAACGCGGAACGUUCUGUUUGGAGGGGUGGUGAUGGCGCGCUGUCUGGGUUCUAUUCCAGAACUGGGAACCUCUGCCAGGUUGUCGUUAAAGGUGCUGGACAUUCGGUGGGCCUUGACCAACGGAAGAGAGCGUAUGACAUGAUGAAUUUUUUCAUUCAGAAAGGCUGUAUCGGCAAGUGAUGGACGAAGUGCAUGUAGACCACUGACAUGACAAGCAAUGGUGUAGUCUAAGAUUAUA
Molecule: messenger RNA, 1476 nt
Organism: Physella acuta
Lineage: Eukaryota; Metazoa; Mollusca; Gastropoda; Physidae
Product: putative serine carboxypeptidase CPVL
Biological process (GO): proteolysis
Molecular function (GO): serine-type carboxypeptidase activity
Source: RefSeq, a predicted model, not a curated record